UCUCGUUCUUUACCGACUCGAAUAUUUCUUUGUUAUUCUUUGAGUCGGCUUCGGAUCAAGAAAUGGGACGCAAGAAGCGAGUCAAGCCUUCUUCUUCUUGUUCUGCCCCUGCGGCGGCCUAUCCGGCGGCCGUGGGUGUCAAGGCAGCGUUCCCGUCCGCUUCCUCACUCUCCCAUGGGUCCCCCAAUAAGGAAGCAAAGAAAGCAGCAGAUAUGGAGGCAAUCAAGCUCGAUUGCGACCGCGCGUUUGAUGCUUUCCGGCGUGGAAACCACCACAAAGCCCUAAAGCUUAUGAAAAAGUUUUGUUCGAGCUACCCGAACUCUGGUUUUGUUCAUACUCUUCAAGGUACCAUGUAUUACCAACUCGCUCUUACAAUUGCCGAUUCUAGUACCAAACUCCAAUACCUCAAGACUGCAGCGGACUCUGCCUCGCGAGCCACAUUGCUCUUACCCGAGAAGAUGGAUUCCGCUCAUUUCUUUGCGCAUUUGCUCUAUUUGACGUCGGAGAAAAAUGAUGGAUACCAAGAAGUUGUGCGAGAGUGUGAAAGGGCGUUGUCAAUUCCACUGGAGAAGGCUAGUUUACUUGUGGGGCGGAAUCAAUUAGAAGGGUCGAUUCUCAUGGCACAAAUUUCAGAACUUCAAGAGGGCCUGCGGUCACUGAUUGGAAUGUCAAACGAGACCAUGAAUAACGGUGUGCAUUUGGAUUUGGAAGCUAAGUUUAUGUUGGUUCCUUUUUCCGAUCUUUUGAAAGAGAGUAAGUUGCUUAGUUUAAAAUAUUCUGAGGAUGGUAUGGAAUCGAAAGAUCUUGAGGAAAGAGAGAAGGAGAUUGAGGCUAAGAUUCAAAAAACAAAGCUUUUGGAGAACUUGCGGGUAUUACCAGAAUGGCAAACAGAGGAAGCUAGUCUGCAAAAUUAUCUGAAAGAUGGAGUGCCUGAGUCGUCUUCCAGAUCUUCUUACAAACAAGAAAAGAUAAAAAGGGUCUCAAAUCUUAAAAAGAUGAAGGAAUCGGCACGUAUGAUGCCUUAUGUUGUGAUGUAUUGGGACUCGAUCAGUUUUGAUCAGAAGAGGAGAUUGCUCAAUGUGAGAAUUGGGGAUCUAAUAGAGUAUUUUGGUUCAAACGAGUAUGUUGAGGAAGCGCUGAUUUUCUGUGAAGCCAUGAGUUUUGCAAAGGAUAACAAGAGCUGGAAGUUUUUGGGAUGUUGUUUUUGCAGUCAGAGAUUUAAGGAAUUAACACCUUAUCUGAAACAUCUUGAGGUGCAGCAUCUGCGGAAUGUUAAGGUUUUAGCACCCGAGAUGAUGUCAAUGUUACCACUAGAACUUAAUAGUUAUUGGGUUGACAUGCUAUUGAAGGAUAGGUGGAAGCCAGUGGACACUUCUGCAGCUCUGAAAAUGAUUGAAAGUGGCCCGAAAGGCGAGUUAUCUUGUACUGUUGGUGGUGACAGAGAGUCCCAUGGAGGGGAGGUUGGUGGUGAUGAAAAUAUCAAGGAAGUUGAUGGAGAAAAAGGGUUGCCUGAUGCCUUCCCUUUCGACCAUAACUGGCCAUUAUCUUAUGAUUCUGAGCGUGCAGGGAUCCUUUCGAAAAUCCAUAUCAUGUUCAAAUUGUUUUUUAGACACAACUAUCUCUCUGAAAGACUUCUUAAGGUGUUGAUUAAAUACUCCUUGGAAAAGCUGCAGACCCUUGUUCCAGAAUUGGAGCCUCUAAUUCAAGGACUGGACCAAACACCUUUGUGCCUCUGCUUUUUGCAAGUUCCUCAGCUCAAAUAUGUCUAUCAUUAUUUGGAGGAUUUGGUUCGUCUUUGCAGGUUAGAUUUUCGUUCAGAGAAGGAUGGGUCCGUGGCUGAGACGCCCACGGGAGGUUUUGACAUCAAACACAGGAUUGGUCUUUCUAGUGAAUCAGUAUCUCUCCUUUUGGAUGAACACUCGAAUAGGGGAGCGGUUGAUUUCUUCACUUAUCAUGACAACAUUUCUGAUGAUGCUUCUUCAGUAGCUUUUACUGUUGAUAAUCUUGAAGAUGAUGCACUUCCAGGCAGUGAUUCUUUAGUAGCUUGGAUAUUCGGGGGUCCUUCAAAUGAACAACAAUUGACAUCAUGGGCUCGUGCAUUACAAGAGAAAAAACAUCAAGCGAUAGACAUUUUGAGUAUCCUUGAGAAGGAAUUUCCUGAAUAUAAAAGCUUGUGUGAUAGUAAAUGUAUUCAUUUACGUCAAGAAGAAGCAUUUCAGGCAGUCGAGAAUAUCUUGGCCGAGGAAUUCACAAAGAGGAGGGAAAACUUGGAGUUUGUCCCGCAAGGUUAUGAGGUCCUCUUGAAGAAGCGGCAAGAAGAGCUUGCUAGGACGUCUAAUGAUGUGUUUGGCAAUGAUGCUGCUGAGUUCACUUUCAUAUCGAAGGUUCUUAAAGAAGUAGAAGCUCUGAAUCUAAGAGUAGCCGGUGGGACUUCUCAUUUAUCUGAUCAGGAAAGUGAUCAGGAAGAUGAAAGCAAGACGUUCGAAGAUCUGCUUGAGCAGGACAGUUUGUUAGAAAUGGCAGUCCAAGAUCAGAAAGAAGAGGUGUCUUUGAAGCUUUGCGAAAUUGACACUAGUCUCAUGCGGUGUGUUGGUGUUAUGCGGAAUCUGGAAUCCAAACUUGGGAAAAUAUCUGUUAUUGACUACCGGUCAAUUCUUUGGGUGAUCCUAACGUCAUUCCUUCGAGACCACUUGGAGGAUCUGGCUAGAAAAUAUGCCACAGAGAAGUCUGAUGCUGUAGGACGAGCACUUUUAUUAGAGGCUGCCCUUGAUACCCAAAAGAAUAUUAAUACAGCUGAUGAUAAUACAAAGAAAACACAGAAAAAAUCAAAGAAAAAGAAAAAGAACAAGUCUAGUAGAGAUGCUAAGGAUUCAAAGGCCACUGGUGGUAUCGAGCAGCUUCUUAUAAGUGAUUCUCCAAAAUCCGAGACUGCUGCUGCAUUGAAACAACAGGAAGAGGAAUCUAGGCCUCAUGAACUUGAGCUUCAAGCACAGGAGACAUGGCUCGAAGAACAAUAUCAUGGUACAGAUUUGGAUGAACAAGUUUCCCCACACUCAGUUAAUCAAAAUGUGGAAUUGAAACAACUGGGAGAGGAAUCUAGGCAUCAUGAACUUGAGCUUCAAGCACAGGAGACACAGCUCGAAGAACAAUAUCAAGGUGCGGAAUUGGAUGAACAAGUUUCCCUACACUCAGAUAAUCAGAAUGAGGAAUUGAAAGAACAGGAAGAGGAAUCUAGGCGGAAUGAACUUGAGCUUCAAGCACAGGAGAGAAAGCUUGGAGAACAAAAUCGAGGUGUGGAAUUGGAUGAACAAGUUUCCCCACACUCAGUUAAUCAAAAUGUGGAAUUGAAACAACUGGGAGGGGAAUCUAGGCAUCGUGAACUUGAGCUUCAAGCACAGGAGACACAGCUCAAAGAACAAUAUCGAGGUGCGGAAUUGGAUGAACAAGUUUCCCUACACUCAGAUAAUCAGAAUGAGGAAUUGAAAGAACAGGAAGAGGAAUCUAGGCAGAAUGAACUUGAGCUUCAAGCACAGGAGAGAAAGCUUGGAGAACAAAAUGGAGGUGUGGAAUUGGAUGAACAAGUUUCCCCACACUCAGAUAGUCAGAAUGUGGAAUUGAAACAACAGAAAGAGGAAUCUAGGCGUCUUGUACUUGAGCUUCGAGCAAAUGUGAGAAAGCUCUUGGAAAUUUUGGAGGAUCAAAGGCAAAUUGAGAGUGGAGGUAGACAGAAGCAACUUACUGGACAAAGUCGAAAUGCCGAAUUGGAUGAACAAGUUUCCCCAUUCUCAGAUUAUCAGAAUUUGGAAUUGAAACAACUGAAAGAGGAAUCUAGGCGUCUUGAACUUGAGCUUCGAGCACAGGAGAGAAAACUCGAAGAACAAAAUCGAGGUGUGGAAUUGGAUGAACAAGUUUCCCCACAACCAGAUAAUCAAAAUGAGGAAUUGAAACAGCAGGAAGAGGAACUUGAGCUUCAAGCACAGGAGAGAGAGCUUCAAGAACAAAUUGGAGGUUCGGAAUUAGAUGAACAAGUUUCCCCACACUCAGAUAAUGAGAAUGUGGAAUUGAAACAACAGAAAGAGGAAUCUAGGCGUCUUGAACAAAGUGGAAGUGCGGAAUUGGAUGAACAAGUUCACCCAAGAAAAUUUACAGGGAGGACUGACACGCUUCCAGAUUCAAACAGUAGCAUCUCAUCCAGCAAUAAAGAAAAACCUCAUCCGGACUUGUCAGUGGGUGAAUAUAAAGAGCCUAAAGUUUUGGCAGGAUUGCCUGGUGGGAGAACUUCUGAAGACAGUGUUUUGUCUCCUGAUCAAAGGGGAUCACAAUGCACAUUCGACGACAUGAAUGCAUCAGAUGUACAUGGGACUAGUCUGAAAAAAAGUCUUGCUCAAUACGAUUGCUUCUUAGAUGUGAUCAUAACGUCACUUUGGCAUUUGAGAUGGUUCCGAUUUGAGUUGCAACGAAGAACAAAAAUCCCUCAUGCUCAUGCUGGAAACCCAUGUGUUUUCUGUUCAUUAUGCAAUACUUUUACAGUCUUAAGUCUCUCACCAGUAUGUUGGAAAAAAGAUGUUGUUGCUCCAUGCCUUGCAAAGAUGGCUUUGAGUGACUUGUACCCUGAUAAUAUUUUCUUCCAGGAGGCACAAACAAAUGAUGUUAUUUCAAUCUUGGUUGGAAUUUUUGACUGUCUUCAUCAGUCAUUUUCUGCGCCAGGAGAAAAAUAUAGCGGAGAAAAUUGGGAUUGUACAUCGGAUGAGUGCUUAGCACAUACUAUCAUUGGAAUGAACCUUUUGGAAAGAAUAAGCUGUUGCUAUUGCGGUCUUGAGUCUGGGAAUGAGCAGUUUACUUCAUUUCUUCGCAUGGUAGAUGAGAGUAAACUUAGAAGAAUGAAGGCUAUGCACAUGGAUAGCUCAUUUGACAAGCUUUUGAAGCUUGUAAAUGCAAGUAGUCUAUUCCCUUGUGAUCGAGAGGCAGGAGGCUGUGGGAAACUCAAUCCUACUCAGCAUUUUCUUUCGAGUCCUCCUCAUGUGUUCAUAACUGUUAUUGACAGGAAGAAUGGUCAUGAGCGCGUGGCGGAUAUAUCAACAACAUUGGCUGCUUUGUCUACUAAGAUAGAUCUUGGUAUCCUAUAUGAAGGUUUAGAUGAAGGGAACGCGCAUUACCUCAUUUCUUUGGUUUGUUUUACUGGGAAAAAUUAUCGGUGCUUUGCUUACCGUCACGAGAUUGAAAAAUGGAUUAUGCUUGAUGAUGAAGAAUGUAAGGUCAUUGGUUGUUGGGACGAUGUUAUUACCGUUUGCAGAACAAGGAAUUUACAACCUCUGAUUCUUUUCUUUGAAGAUGAAAUGCAGAUUUUUUAAGGGAACUUCUUUACUGUUCCACUACAGAACUGGCAUUGUUGUUGUUAGAGACAUUGUUCGAGGGAGAAAACAUUUUGUUUUAUUGGCAAAGUUUGUUCCAUUGUGGGAAAAAAAGGAGAGAAAAUUAGAGAACCUGCUGAGCAGUUGUUGAUAAACUUCAAGAAGCCCAAGCAUGUAUACUACAGAUUUCCUGGUUUUCCUUUGCCUCUGUUCUUUUUGGUAUUUUUUUCUUCUAUGGAUUGAGAAAAGGUAGUUUGGUCGAAAGCCUAGCCAAAAGGAAGUCGCCCAGCAUAAGUGCACAGGAAGAACUUCUCAAGUUUACUUCUCAAUAGCAAUGAUAAGAGUAGAAAAUUACAUCUUCAUGCUAAAUGGAUAAUGAAAGUUUUGACGAGAGAAAAAAAUAGAAUGGGGGAAGAAAGUAAAUGUCUUUAGGUACUUCGUCUUUGGGAUAUGAUUCUCUUACUGCAACUGCUCUUAGAAAAUGUUUUCAUUGUUUUGAAUUGGAUCAUGUCCAGCAAUACAAGACCAUGCACCUAUUGGAAUAUGCCAAAAAGGAAACAACAAAAAUUGAAAACUACAGAGGGGAGGAACUGAGUAAU
Messenger RNA from Vitis riparia (riverbank grape), 5950 nucleotides. RefSeq lists its product as uncharacterized. The record is from RefSeq and is a predicted model, not a curated record. The transcript has 12 exons. NCBI's taxonomy places the organism in Eukaryota, Viridiplantae, Streptophyta, Magnoliopsida, Vitales, Vitaceae. The coding region runs from base 63 to 5351 and encodes 1762 amino acids.